Messenger RNA from Rhagoletis pomonella (apple maggot), 1369 nucleotides. RefSeq lists its product as uncharacterized. The transcript has 2 exons. The record is from RefSeq and is a predicted model, not a curated record. Gene Ontology annotation, biological process: regulation of transcription by RNA polymerase II. Lineage: Eukaryota; Metazoa; Arthropoda; Insecta; Diptera; Tephritidae. The coding region runs from base 1 to 1239 and encodes 412 amino acids. Gene Ontology annotation, molecular function: protein dimerization activity. Gene Ontology annotation, cellular component: nucleus.
AUGGUAGAGUUGAAAAAGCGACAUACGGCGUCCUUUCUAAAGGAAGAAAUUCUAAAUUGCUUAAAUAAGUUUGACAUAAAAGCAACACAGCUCUAUUCCUCAACUACUGAUAAUGGGUCAAAUGUCAUCAAAACUUCGGAGUUGCUGCAAGAGCAGGACAAUGUAGAGUGCGAAAUUCAUAACAGACUUAGCUCGGUCAUGUCAGUAGUGAGAUGCGCCGUACACACGCUACAAUUAUGCGCACAUGAUGUAUACAAAACCCAUAAAAAUGAGUUGGCGGUAUGCAGAGAAGCAACACGUUCACUACGAAAAAUUAUUCGUAAUAACUAUGUUGAUGAAGACAUUCGGAUGCCUACACUAGAUAAUGCAACUCGCUGGAAUUCCACAUUCGACAUGCUUACUUCUCUGUUAGAUCUGAGAACGUUUGUAAAUGACCAUGCGAUUUGUUGUGAAGUAAAUUGGGACUUUAUUCAAAACUUUGUGUACGAUUUCAAGCCAGUUUCUGAAUGUACCAAAAGUUUACAAACAGAUAGUUAUACUAUCGGUGACUUUUACCGAGACUGGCUACUUUGCGAGGCACAACUGGAAAAUAUCCAGAGCAACGAGUUUGCGAUACAUUUACUGCAAUCUAUGCAAUCAAGAAAAACUAAAUUAUUGGAAAAUAAUGCAUUUAAUGCUGCUUUGUAUAUGGAUCGCAGAUUCAAUUAUAUGGACUCACCGUUUUUGAAUGAAAUACAAAAAAAGCAAGCAGUGACACAUAUAAUUAACACAAGCGCAAUUUUGAGUAGUUUGGAGGGAUGCACUGAAAUCGGUAGUGAUUCGGAAAUCGAUCAUGCUGAGCAGGUCCAAGUUUUCGACGAUAAGUAUGAUUUGCUUGAAAGAAAAGCCAAUUCAAUAACGCAACAAAGUGUUCAAGUGUCACAAAAUAUACAAUCGCUUCGCCUAAAACUUGAAGGUUUGGCUCAACAAAGUAAAAUGCCUUUCAACACUGACAUAAUCAACUAUUGGAAAAAUUUGCAAAUUCCUGAACCAACUCUAAGUAAGCUGUCACAAAUAAUUUUAUCUGUGCCAAGCAGCCAAACUUCCGUAGAGCGAGCAUUUAGUGCUCUAUCUUUAAUAUUAACAAAACAUCGUUCCAGGCUGAGCUCUGAAAAUCUUAACAAUUUACUUUUUAUCAAAUUAAAUGAAAAUUUAUUUAAAAAUAUAAAUCUAGACGUAGCGAGCGACGUUCAGUUUUAACUAAUGAAUUCAUUGAAUUUUUUAUCUACAAGUACAUACAGUCACUGUCAAAAGUAUUGUGACAUUGAUUUUUAUUACGAUAUAUUCAGAAGGUUUUUCAUGUUAAAUUUUCUUCGUAAAUUUUUUAUAA